This is a messenger RNA of Mytilus trossulus (common blue mussel), 1991 nucleotides long. Its product is annotated as solute carrier family 35 member F5-like. The record is from RefSeq and is a predicted model, not a curated record. The transcript has 13 exons. NCBI's taxonomy places the organism in Eukaryota, Metazoa, Mollusca, Bivalvia, Mytilida, Mytilidae. Bases 308 to 1696 code for a protein of 462 amino acids. Gene Ontology annotation, cellular component: membrane.
CCGGGACUUUGACAGAUUACGUUUUUGUAAUUUUAAUCUCUAUUUCAUCUGGAUCGCAGAUAGUUUUACUACAGUGUAUCACAGACACCAAUUUAUAUAAAAUUUGAAUAAUAAACAUACCUAAUUUUGAUUGUAAGAGCUUAUAAGAAAAAUCAACAAUAUGUAGAACUACAUGUAACUAAAUGUAUAUUACGGUAACUGAAAUGGUGAAUUAUGUUUAGUAACUGUCCCUUUUAGUGGGUUACAUGUAUCUUCAAUUGGUAAAAUGACCAAGACCCAUUGAGAAAUUCAAAACCUAUUCAUCAAGAUGUUGGGAACAACUAGACUAACCAAAGUCCAGAGAUUGGUUCUUGGUAUAAUAGUUCUAUUGGUUGUAGAUUUAAUCUGGGUUGGAUCAUCAGAGUUAACAGAGUACUUGUUUAAAGAAGAAGAUUUUAAUAAACCUUUUUUUACAACUUAUGCCAAGACUAGCAUGUUUAUGAUAUAUUUGUUUGGCUUCCUGUUUUGGGAACCAUGGAGAAGACAGUGUAGAAAUGGCGGUAAUUUACCUAAUUUAAUUUCUCAAUUGCAAGAUGACAACAUUGAAGAAGAAAGACCUAGUAGUCCAGACACUAACCAUACUCUGAGUGAUCCAGUUUAUGUACCAGUACGGAGGGGUGAGGAUAAAACCAGUGGCACAGAAUCUGAUGAUUGUAGCUUAUCAUCGGGGAAGUCAGUUAGGUUCAAUAAAGUUUCAGAAGUGAGACAUCUUUCAGAGACCUAUGCAGAGGAUGCUAAUCUUGCUAGAUUGUCCUACUCUGCCUCAUUGCUGGCAGAGGAAGCUAGAUUGAGAUCUAUGAGCAAAUUAUCUGUCAAACAAGUCAUGAAGUUAGCUUUAUUUUUCUGUAUAUUGUGGUUUUUUGCUAAUUUUUCCUACCAGCAAGCUUUGUUGGAUACUCAAGCUGGAGUAGUGAACGUCCUAUCGUCUACGUCAGGGUUGUUUACUUUAAUAUGUGCAGCUAUAUUUCCUAGCUCAGGAGCAGACAGAUUUUCAUUAUCAAAACUAGUAACAGUUUUAGUCAGUAUUGGUGGCAUUGUGAUGGUGAGCCUAGCUGAUAUGAAUAUGGAGAAAGGGAUACCAGCAGGAGCUCUAUGGGCUGUCCUGGGUUCAAUGCUCUAUGCUUUUUAUCUAGUUUCUCUUCGAAGAAAUGUUGACCAUGAAGAUAAACUAGAUAUUCCUAUGUUUUUUGGUUUUGUAGGUUUUUUCUGUGUGAUAUUUAUAUGGCCAGGCUUUUUCAUAACUCACUAUAGUAAAGAAGAGACAUUCCAGUGGCCAAAUGGGAAGCAAUGGCUGUUUAUAUGUAUAAACGGUUUAAUAGGAACUGUUGUGUCAGAAUUUUUAUGGCUGUGGGGAUGUUUUCUGACAUCAUCACUCAUUGCUACACUAUCACUGAGUCUUACUAUACCGCUUACUAUGUUAGCAGAUGUUAUUUUUAAAGGAAUUCCAUACACUUGGUUAUUUUAUGUUGGUACUUUACCAGUUUUUAUUGCAUUCUUUGCUGUGAGUUUACUAACCCAUUACGAGAACUGGGAUCCAGUCUUGAUUGGAUGUAAAAAAAUUCUACAUUGUAUAUGUAGGAAAAGAAUUUUGCCAAGAUACAGAGAAGUGGACAGAGAACAAACAGAAAGUCUGAUAAAUGAUAAUAGUGUCCAGUAACAGAACUGACCACAGUGACCAAUGAUAUUAUUUAUGGACAACAAACAAUUUGUGUUUUUAAUUAUCUCACAAUUCAUAUUUUCAGUGAUAACUUUCAAAGUUGUUAAGCAUACUAGUCAUAUUUUUUAAAGGUCACACAUAUUAUGCAAACAUAUACUGAAAAUUUAAUGUGUUAUACUGUGGAUUCAUUUAUUUACGUGGGAACAUAUUUUCGUGGAUAGAGGAAAACUUGCAUAUUCAUGGUUAUCUAAAUUUGUGGUUUUGACAAAGUUGAUAUGCAUUCCUUUAAAAAAAA